UAAACAUUUCUACCGUAAAGCAGGUACGGCGGUGUCGUAAAGAAUCCAACAUGGCGACUGCAAUGAUAGGACGUGGUUUUAUUGGGAGUAUGUGUGGGCUGUUACAAACGCGAUUACAGGUUCUGGGCGGUGGGCCUCUGCAGCUCUCAUGUCUCCACACCAGCAGCUCGCUAGAAUCAAAGAGCUGGGAGAGGAGGAACCUGAAAGUGUAUCCGCCUCAGCUGCCAGAUGAACCUCGCAGACCAGCAGAGAUCCACCACAGCAGGAGGCAGAUUAAAUACAGCAAAGAUAAGCUGUGGUACCUGGCUAAAAUGAUCCGAGGGAUGAGCAUCGAUGAGGCCAUCGCACAGCUGGAGUUCAACGACAAGAAAGGAGCAAAAAUCAUGAAAGAGGUCCUUCUAGAAGCUCAAGAGAUGGCGGUCAAGAAUCACAAUGUAGAAUACAAAUCCAACCUGUAUGUAGCCGAGUCCUACUCCGGUAAGGGGAAGUACCUGAAGCGGAUCCGGUACCACGGCAGGGGGAUGUUCGGCAUCAUGGACAAAGUCUACUGCCACUAUUUCGUCAAACUGGUGGAGGGUUCGCCGCCCAGGAAGGAGGAGAGCACCAGCUUGGACCAGGCCAAAGAGUACGUCCAGAGCCUGAAGAGCAGAACCAUCAUCCACAGCCUGUAGCUUCAGUCGUUUAAUGUGUGUAAAUCAUUUGAUGUUUGUAAAUAAAUACACGAGUGAA
Molecule: messenger RNA, 729 nt
Organism: Acanthochromis polyacanthus (spiny chromis)
Lineage: Eukaryota; Metazoa; Chordata; Actinopteri; Pomacentridae
Gene: mrpl22
Product: mitochondrial ribosomal protein L22
Exons: 7
Coding region: 51-671 (206 amino acids)
Biological process (GO): ribosome assembly; translation
Cellular component (GO): mitochondrial large ribosomal subunit; ribosome
Molecular function (GO): structural constituent of ribosome
Source: RefSeq, a predicted model, not a curated record